AUGCCUCGGGAAGUCGUCCGCGAGGAAGUAGAUUUCUUCGUCUUUACUUCGUCUGCUUCUUCUUCGUCUCUUUCGCAUCUCGACUUUUAUGCUGCGUCUUCUAGUAAAAUCAUCGACGUCGUCGUCUUCGCCCGUUUCGGACCAAAGUUAGGAAACGAACGAUAUAUAAAGGAGGAGGAAGAAGAAGACAGAUAUAGAGAAGAAGACGACGGCCAGGCAGACGCCAUCAUGACACUCUACUUCACCCUCGUACGUAUGCCCACUUACGGCAAGCGGGCGGCCAGCUCUGCUAACAAUUGCACAGGUGUUUGUCCUCCUGGUGACGGAGAUGGCCAUCUUCGUCGGCCUGAUAGUCCCUCUGCCCUUUACCGUCAAGCGGAAGCUCUUCACCUUCAUAUCAGAGAGUCCCAUCGUCGCCAAGCUGCAGUAUGGAAUGAAGUGCCACAGAUAACGUUCAUCUUCAUUCUUAUCCUGUUCAUCGACAGUGUCAACCGUGUCUAUCGUGUCCAGAUUGAACUGACUGGUUUCGAUGCUGCCAACACCGGACAUGCCAUUGGAACUGAGCGUAUGGAAGUUCAGGCCCGCAAGUUCUACUCUCAGCGCAAUAUGUACCUCUGCGGCUUCACCCUUUUCCUCUCCCUUAUCUUGAACCGCACUUACACCAUGAUCCUCGAUAUCCUUCGUCUUGAAGACAAGGUUAAGAUGUACGAGGGAGACAAGAGGGCCGGCGGCAAGGAUUCUGCUAAGUUGGCUGCUGCUGGUGAUAUGGGAGAGAUCGGAAGACUCAAGAAGGAGCUCAAGGCUCGUGAGAACGACAUCGAGGCCCUGAAGAAGCAGAGCGAGGGCUUGUCCAGAGAGUACAACAAGCUCGGAGACGAGGUCUCUGCUCAAAACAAGGAUAACACCCCCAAGAAGGACCGAUGA
Trichophyton benhamiae CBS 112371 is the source of this 924-nucleotide messenger RNA. RefSeq lists its product as uncharacterized. The transcript has 6 exons. Lineage: Eukaryota; Fungi; Ascomycota; Eurotiomycetes; Onygenales; Arthrodermataceae. The record is from RefSeq and is a predicted model, not a curated record. Gene Ontology annotation, cellular component: endoplasmic reticulum membrane; endoplasmic reticulum. Gene Ontology annotation, biological process: endoplasmic reticulum to Golgi vesicle-mediated transport; intracellular protein transport. Bases 1 to 924 code for a protein of 307 amino acids.